Messenger RNA from Cyanistes caeruleus (blue tit), 3442 nucleotides. The record is from RefSeq and is a predicted model, not a curated record. Lineage: Eukaryota; Metazoa; Chordata; Aves; Passeriformes; Paridae.
CGUGGUGGCCUACUACCACGUGCUGCCCGGGGAGAUCGUGGCCGACUCCGUCUGGGUGGACGUCAAGGACACCUGCAUGGGCACCCUGGUGGUGAAGGGGGCGACGGAAGGUGACAACCGUGUCCACGAGCCGGGGACACCGAUGAGGCUGCGCAUCGAGGGCGACCACAAGGCCCACGUGGGGCUGGUGGCCGUGGACAAGGGCGUCUUCGUCCUCAGCAAGAAGAACAAGCUCACCCAGACCAGGGUGUGGGACACGGUGGAGCAAAGUGACAUCGGCUGCACGCCGGGCAGUGGCAGGGACAACGUCGGGGUCUUCACGGACGCUGGCCUGAGCCUGACCACCAACGUCCAGCUGAGCACCCCGCAGCGGUCAGAUGUCCAGUGUCCCCAGCCGGCCAAACGCAAGCGCCGCUCGCUGGCACUCGCCGAGUACAAGGGCACCAAGGCGGCCGAGUACUCGGGGAAGCUGGAGCGGAAGUGCUGCGAGGACGGGAUGAAGGAGAACCCGAUGGGGCACGGCUGCCAGCGCAGGAGCGAGUACAUCCAGGAGGGCGAGUCCUGCGUCCGCGCCUUCCUCGACUGCUGCACCUUCAUCAAGGCCAAGCGGGACCAGCAGAACGUGGCCCUCGGCACCGGGCUGGCCAGAAGCCAGGAGGAGGACGAUCUCUUCUCUCCGGACUCGGACAUCGUCUCGCGGACCCUCUUCCCCGAGAGCUGGCUGUGGCAGGUGGAGCAGCUGACGGAGCCACCCAACGAUCUGGGGGUCUCGGCCAAGACGCUGCCCGUGUACCUGAAGGACUCCAUCACCACCUGGGAGGUGCUGGCCGUCAGCCUCUCCCCCUCCAAAGGGCUGUGCGUGGCCGACCCCUACGAGAUCACGGUGAUGAAGGACUUCUUCAUCGACCUCCGCCUGCCCUACUCGGUGGUGAGGAACGAGCAGGUGGAGAUCCGCGCCAUCCUCUACAACUACUGGCUGCACGACAUCACGGUGCGCGUGGAGCUGCUCCACAACCCCGACCUGUGCAGCCCCUCCACGGCCAAGCAGCGCUACCAGCAGGUGCUGCGCAUGAAGGCCGAGUCCUCGCGCUCCGUGUCCUUCGUCAUCGUCCCCCUCAAGCUCGGCCUGCUGGACGUCGAGGUCAAGGCGGCCGUCCGCAACCAGUACGUGGGCGACGGGGUCAAGAAGAAGCUCAGGGUCGUGCCCGAGGGGAUGCGGCUGGAGAAGACGGUGAAGAUCGUCGAGCUGGACCCGCAGAACAAGGGAGUCAACGGGGUGCAGGAGGAGCGGGUGAAGGCCGCGGAUCUCUCGGACAUCGUCCCCGACACGGAGGCAGAGACCAAAGUCAGCAUCCAGGGCAACCCCGUGUCCAUCAUCGUGGAGAAGGCCAUCGAUGGGGACAAGCUGAAGCACCUGAUCGUGACCCCGUCGGGCUGCGGGGAGCAGAACAUGAUCGCCCUGACGCCCACGGUCAUCGCCGUCCACUACCUGGACAACACCCAGCAGUGGGAGAACUUUGGCGUCGACCGCCGGGCGGGGGCCAUCGAGCUGAUCAAGAAAGGUUACACCCAGCAGUUGGCUUUCCGCAAGCCCGACAGCUCCUACGCCGCCUUCAUCAACCGCCCCUCCAGCACCUGGCUGACCGCCUACGUGGUCAAGGUGUUCGCCAUGGCCAGGAGGCUGACGGACAUCGAGCACGAUGAGAUCUGCGGCCCCGUCAAGUGGCUCAUCCUCAACAAGCAGAAACCGGACGGGGUCUUCCAGGAGGACGCGCCCGUCAUCCACAAGGAGAUGGUGGGUGGUUACCAAGGUGCCGAGCCCGAGGUGUCCCUCACCGCCUUCGUCCUCAUCGCCCUCAAGGAGGCACAGGACACCUGCAAGGACCACGUCAACAACUUGGACGACAGCAUCAACAAAGCUGCCAACUUCCUGGCCCGGCGCUACGAGCAGCUGGCCCGGCCUUACACGGUGGCCCUGGCGUCCUACGCGCUGGCCCUGGCCGGGAAGCUCAAGAGCGAGAAGGUCCUCAUGAAGUUCUCCAAAGGUGGGGCCAGCUGGGAGGAGCGCAACGCCCGCACCUACAACAUCGAGGGCACGUCCUACGCGCUGCUGGCCCUGGUGGAGAUGAGGAAGUCGGAGCUGGCGGGGCCGGUGGUCCGGUGGCUCGCCCAGCAGAACUACUACGGAGGGGGCUACGGCUCCACCCAGGCCACCAUCCUGGUGUUCCAAGCGCUGGCCCAGUACCAGGUGGCCACGGAGGCCCAGCAGCAGCUGGAGAUGGACGUGUCGGUGCUGCUGCCGCGCCGCGCCAACCCCGUCAAGUACCGCAUCGAGAACCGCAACGCGCUGGUGGCACGCUCCACCGAGACCAAGCUGAACGAGGAGUUCACGGUGAAGGCCGAGGGCGUGGGCAAGGGGACGAUGACAGUGGUGACCGUGUACCACGCCAAGGUCCCCGAGAAGGACAACAAGUGUGACAGCUUCGACCUGAGCGUGGACGUGGAGGACGUGGACACGGGCAAGGAAGAGGAGGAGAUCAUCAGGUCUGUCAAGAUCACCAUCUGCACCAGGUACCUGGACACCGUGGAUGCCACCAUGUCCAUCCUGGACGUGUCCAUGCUCACGGGCUUCUCGCCGGACGUCCAGGACCUGAGGAGGCUGUCCGAGGGCGUGGACAGGUACAUCUCCAAGUUCGAGCUGGACCAGGACAAAGAGCGGAGCAACGUCGUCAUUUACCUGGACAAGGUGUCCCACAAGGCCCAGGAGUGUUUCGCCUUCAAGGCCCACCAGAGGUUCCAGGUGGGGCUGAUCCAGCCCGCAGCCGUCAGCGUCUACAGCUACUACAGGAUCGACGAUCGCUGCACCCGGUUCUACCACCCGGACAAGGAGGGAGGGAAACUGAGCAAGAUCUGCCAGGGGGAAGUUUGUCGCUGCGCCGAAGACAGCUGCUUCAAGCGCCACGAGGAGCCCGAGGCCAUCACUGUCAACCAACGCAUCGAGCGCGCCUGCGAGCCCGGGGUGGACUUCGUGUACAAGGUGAAGAUGCUGGCCCGCAAGGAGACCCCGUCCCACGACAAUUACAUCAUGAAGGUCCUGUCGGUCAUCAAGAUGGGUACGGCCACCACGGGGCAGGGCCACCACGGGGGGACACGGCCACCACGGGGCAGGGACACGGCCACCACGGGGCAGGGCCACCACGGGCUGGAGCGGGAACAGCUGGAGCGGCAACAGCUGGAGCGGCAACAGCUGGAAUGGGAACAGCGGGAGCGGCAACAGCUGGAGCGGCAACAGCUGGAAUGGGAACAGCUGGAAUGGGAACAGCUGGAGCGGCAACAGCUGGAGCGGGAACAGCUGGAGCGGGAACAGCUGGAGCGGGAACAGCUGGAAUGGGAACAGCUGGAUCGGGACACAGCUGGAAUGGGAACAGCUGGAUCGGGAUAG